Capronia coronata CBS 617.96 is the source of this 1392-nucleotide messenger RNA. RefSeq lists its product as uncharacterized. The coding region runs from base 1 to 1392 and encodes 463 amino acids. The transcript has a single exon. Gene Ontology annotation, biological process: regulation of DNA-templated transcription. Gene Ontology annotation, molecular function: zinc ion binding; DNA-binding transcription factor activity, RNA polymerase II-specific. NCBI's taxonomy places the organism in Eukaryota, Fungi, Ascomycota, Eurotiomycetes, Chaetothyriales, Herpotrichiellaceae. The record is from RefSeq and is a predicted model, not a curated record.
AUGAAUACACUAUCGUCAGGGCAGCGGGCAUGUCGACCGUGUGCAACAGCGAAGCGGAGAUGCGGGAAACAAACGCCGCAGUGCUCGCGAUGCGCCAGCCAGGGCCUCGAAUGCACAUAUCCCCCGCCGAGGCCGUCCUGCUUUGUCCUCUGCAGCGAUGAAGACGAGGAACAGACGCCGUCGACCGUCCCUCUUGAGCACACUCUUGAGCACGAUGUCUUGCCAUACUACGAUAACGCUUUACAGCGAUCGCUGAUCCCCUCCACGGCGACCACAAGCCCCAUGCCGCGCGCGGGCCUUGAAGGCAUAGGGUCCAUCAGCCUUUGUCCAGGAUUGAAUUUUGUGUCAGACCCAACCUACGAUUCUCCACGGGCCGCUACCAGCUGGUUCACGUCGCCUGAAACCUGGGAAAUCGUGCAUUUCCCGCAGGCGAAAAUGGCGCCGGUCAGCGGAACCGGGCUGAAACGCUACCUCUCCAUCAUCCAGAGGUGGUUCGUGCAGUGGGCGGAAACAGGCAGCACCACAUUCGUCCAUCGGCACCUGUACCGCAAUACCUGUCCGCCUUGUAUCCAGGAUGCCUAUUCCACUUUGACGUGCUAUCUCCACAAGACGGCUUGGAACGAGCACAUCAUCCUGCAAAUGAUCGAAGACCGUGUCAGACGGUUGGUCGAGGAUCAUGAGGGAGUGAAGGAACCAGCAGAGUUGCGUUCAGGUUCAAUCACGGCCCAAAACGGCACCAAGAACCAGAGUACCACCACCCCCCUUGAUGCUCUGGGUCAUCUCUCUCGCGUCCAGGCUUUGAUGGUAUAUCAGUUCCUGGGCCUCUUUGAUGGGGACAUCCGGCUGCGCCAUCUCGCGGAGAAGCGCAUCCCGCUAUUGGAGAGCUGGUUGCAACAGAUGCUCGACCAUGCGAGGCAGACCGUCAGCUGGCUGGGCGAGUCGAUCAUGUCACCGACACCGUCACCGUCACCGUCGCUGGACCACCACCGUUCUUCUUCUCCUUAUCGUCGCCGAGGUUCCAAAGGCGUCCGUGAGCCUGGGCCAGAGUCUGGGUUUGAUUGGGACCAUUGCCAAAAUGUGCUUUGGUAUUCCUGGAUCAUGGCCGAGAGCAUCCGACGCACCCAGAUUGUCGGGUCUAGUAUCAAUUCCGUCUACCUUACCAUGCAACAGGGUCGACCGACGGGAUGUCGAGGCUCUCUCAUGUUCACCACCCGCCAUGGAGCUUGGGAGGCCGACUCCGCCCCAGCUUGGGAGAAACUCUGUUUGGAAGUCAAUAUCGGCUUGAUGCAGAGCGCAGAAGUCGAUACGCUGCUCAUCCAGUCCAAGCCGGAGGAGGUCAAUGACUUUGCCAAGGAUUUACUCGACGCCAUCCUCGGCUGGCAGGAGGCAUGA